AUGCUUGAUGAUGCAAACCGCGUCGUUCCCGGCUUUAUCACACACUACGCCCCGCUCAUCUGGCUUCACUCGGAGGAUCCAUUCCGCCCUGCUGAUCUACUUCGGCAUAUUCGCCAUACCUCUCCUGCAGUCAAUCACAAGUCGAUUCCAGAUGUCCCUGAGCUUGGCCUGGAUAAUCUAGCCAUCCUGAAUGAUGUGAGCAGUGGGCAGGUCGCGUUGACCGCUGUCGAUGAUGUGACAACUCUCCCGACCUGGCUUUACGGAGAAACUCCGGAUGGGUCGGGCAAGACCCAAAACGCUACUUCCUGUGUGGUCGUUCUUGUCGAGAGGGGACCUAUAGAUAUCGAUGCGUUCUAUUUCUACUUCUACUCGUACGACCGUGGUCCGAACCUCACGCAAGUGGCGGAACCAGUGAACCGGCUGGUCAAGGACGACGGAAGCGGGACGCACUUUGGGGAUCAUGUCGGCGACUGGGAACAUAACAUGGUCCGGUUCCAUGACGGCAAACCAACAGGCAUCUGGUACAGUCAACAUCGAGAUGGCGCCGUUUAUCAGUGGGGCGAUGCCGGACUGUCAUUAGAGAAUGAUCGACCCAUCGUCUUUAGUGCCUAUGGCUCGCACGCAAACUACGCCAGUGCAGGCGACCAUAUCCACGACGAAGCGUUGAUUGAUUACUGCGAUGCCGGGCCAAGAUGGGAUCCUAUCCUUUCGGCCUACUUCUACCACUUGGAUCCCAUUAGCUUCACCCUGACGCAGCUGACCCCUCCCGGAAGCUCGCCCCCACCGACUUCUAACAUCACCUCUUUCUUCUAUUACACCGGCCUGUGGGGAGACGCCCAGUACCCGGACGAUGAUCCCCGCCAGAAGACCGUACCGCACUUUGGCAUCAAGCGCUUCGUGUCUGGCCCCACGGGUCCAGCGACCAAGCAGCUCGUCCGCAAGGGCAUCGCUCCCGAUGAAGGCAAGCACAGGUCGUGGACGGAGUGGGCAGUCGGAGUCGUCAUGUCGCUCUAUCCAUGCUGCAUACGCGGGUGGAGGAAGUGGGUUUGGGGAGUUGUUCUGCUGGGCGUCUUGCUGUCAGUCCCAUUCGGCAUCUGGUAUGCCCUGAGACGAUACAAGGCAAGGAGAGGCUACAAGAGGGUAGAGACGGAUGUACAACUGGACGAUCUCACUUGGAGAGAAGACUCCAGCCCUUCUCGGUCCGAGACCGAGCUGAGACGAAUUGAGUGA
This is a messenger RNA of Thyridium curvatum, 1230 nucleotides long. RefSeq lists its product as uncharacterized. Lineage: Eukaryota; Fungi; Ascomycota; Sordariomycetes; Thyridiales; Thyridiaceae. The transcript is spliced from 5 exons. The record is from RefSeq and is a predicted model, not a curated record. Bases 1 to 1230 code for a protein of 409 amino acids.